Messenger RNA from Funneliformis geosporum, 834 nucleotides. NCBI's taxonomy places the organism in Eukaryota, Fungi, Glomeromycota, Glomeromycetes, Glomerales, Glomeraceae. The record is from the annotation of a GenBank genome assembly.
AUGUCUAAUAUUUACGAAAUCAUAGAUAGCACUGGUCUCGAAGAAGCACAAGCGAAUAAAUUAAAAAUUAAUCUAAUGAAAAAUCAUGAUGUAAAAGAAGAAUUGUUUUCGGCCCUUAAAAGUUCCUACCAGACAAAAGAAUCUAAAAUGAGUCUUUUGAAAGAUUUUAUUAAAAAUAUAUCCGUUAUGUCGCUUUGCAAUCUACAAUACAAAGAGCCUGUUCCGUUGCUAUAUACAGAAGGAGCGUCUUGGGAAUUUCAAGAAUCGGAAAAUCUAACAAAAUUAUUAAAAAAGGAAAUAGAAGAUCAUUACUACAAUUUCCAAAACGGCAAACUUGACAAAAACUUGAUCCCGAUUUAUUUGAUUCUAGCAGGUGCUGGAACCGGAAAAUCGCGAACAGCAACCGAACUUCCACAUUUAGUGGAAAAAUGGGUUAAUUCAAACUUAAAGAAUUUGAUAUCAAAAAGACUAGUUUUUAAUAUUUCAUUGGAGAAUGGUACACAACUUGAUCCACAAUUAGAAAAGAAUGCCUCAAUAGCUAUAGGGACAAGAAUGUUGUAUCAACUUAAGCCAGAUGAACAAAAACGCGGCUUUAGUCGUUUUCGUCAAUACAAUCAUGUAACGGCAAGUGAUGUGUUAGAGGGACUCAAAAAUUAUAUGGAUAUACAUAAUAUCAUGACACUCUUUCUCACUAUAGAUGGUCUGCAAACAGCAAUAAUAGAUGAUGGCGAUGGUUUGAAUAAAGAUUCUCUUUUUUAUUCUUUUCUUACAGAAGUUGCAAAUUUAUCUCGAACGAGGUCAACAUAUUUUUUUAUUGGUACUUGUACAGCAACA